This is a messenger RNA of Rhagoletis zephyria (snowberry fruit fly), 589 nucleotides long. Its product is annotated as chaoptin-like. Lineage: Eukaryota; Metazoa; Arthropoda; Insecta; Diptera; Tephritidae. The record is from RefSeq and is a predicted model, not a curated record.
UCUUAGUUAAUUAACCCUCCAGUAUUUUUUAUUUGCAGGGUAUGCGUUCGCCUUACUUGUACAUGCAAUUCUUCAACACUACACUGAAAGAGAUACCAGCCAAUUUCUUUAAAAAUAUGGGACGCGUACGCAAUAUCUCACUGGAUAUACGCUAUAAUAAUCGUAUGCUGAAAAAGAUACCCAAUCCAAAUACGGGCAAUGUGCCCUAUUUGCCGAAUAGUGUCUUUCUCACCGAUCUUAAAAUGUCCGAUACAGAUUUGAAUUGCGAUUGUGAUUUAGGAUGGGUCGAAUUUUGGCAACGCAAACGGCGACAGUAUAUUUGCUCAUCGCAAACAUGGACCGACACUGUAUUUAGAACCUUCAUGAAUUCUCCGUGUCAAGUGUAUGGACGACACAAUUGUGACGAUCAUGAUGAUGAUCUUCGGGAGACACGCUGUGAUAACAAAGGCGGGCAGCAGUUAAUGGAAGUAAGAAUUUGACACAACAUUAAGAUUGAUAAAAAAAAAUUUUAGUCUGCAAUUAUGCUAGCUUUUCCGAGUAUCCGAAGGAAAUAUGAUUUACAUAUAUAUAUUUAAAGCAGUUGAUUACA